AUGCAAAUUCAACUUAUAAUCGUUUUAUUAUUUUUAUCCACAACCGUAACAUUAUCGAAAAAAGUUGAUGAACAACAGUGUGAAGUUUGUGUGAAAACCAUUACAGUAUUUGCAAAUACUUUGAGUGAAAAUGACAAGUCAAAACCUGAAAAUAUCGAAAAAGCGUUCAAAAAUUAUUGUAGCAAAGUAAAAGUCGAUUCUAAAGAACAUCGAUUGUGUUAUUAUAUCGGAGGUUUGGAAACGUCCGCUACCUAUGCGAUACCCGAUGUUUCUAAACCACUCAGUUGGGGUAUUCCUAUUGAAAAAAUAUGUCGUGAACGUUUAUUCAAAAGUAAUCCACAGAUAUGUGAUUUAAAAUACGAACGUGAAAUUGAUUGGAAUGCUAUUGAUUUGAAUAAACUUAAAGUAAGAAAGUUGAAAGAAAUUUUAAGUGAUUGGGGUGAACCAUCCGAUUUCAUUGAGAAAUCAGAAUUUAUUAAAAAAAUUAAUGAAGUUAAAUCAAAAUAUAUUGGAAAACAAUCAAAUAAUAAAGAUCUAUGA
Didymodactylos carnosus is the source of this 540-nucleotide messenger RNA. The record is from the annotation of a GenBank genome assembly. Lineage: Eukaryota; Metazoa; Rotifera; Eurotatoria; Philodinida; Philodinidae.